Drechmeria coniospora is the source of this 1176-nucleotide messenger RNA. Its product is annotated as 2-hydroxy-6-oxononadienedioate/2-hydroxy-6- oxononatrienedioate hydrolase. The record is from RefSeq and is a predicted model, not a curated record. The transcript has 5 exons. NCBI's taxonomy places the organism in Eukaryota, Fungi, Ascomycota, Sordariomycetes, Hypocreales, Ophiocordycipitaceae. Bases 1 to 1176 code for a protein of 391 amino acids.
AUGGAGACGUACGAGUCUGCCCGGAACCGGGUUGUCCAUGUCGGCGGCGUCAGGUUUUCCUAUCGAAGACUCGGCCGCCCUCACGGCCUCCCGCUCCUGCUGCUCAUGGGCUUCAGGGGAACCAUGGACCACUGGGAUCCGGCGUUGGUGAAUCCGCUGGCGGCGCGGCGACCCGUCAUCCUCGUGGACAACGCGGGUGUCGGCCGAUCCGGCGGAGAGGUCCCCGAGACGUUUGCGGGCUGGGUGCGGCACUACGUCGAUGUUCUCGAGGCCCUCGGCGUCAAGCGCGUCGACCUGAUGGGCUACUCCAUGGGCGGCUGCGUUGCCCAGCUGCUCGCCCUCGCCGCUCCGACGCUGGUUCGCCGCCUCGUCCUCUGCGGUACGACCCCAAGUGCCGGCGAGGGCGUCACGCGGGCACCAAUAGGACCCUUCAACCAGCUCAAGGACGCCGUGACGAACGAGGAACACCGGCAAGCCUUCCUCGACACCUUCUUUUCUCGCUCCGACCUCAGCCAAGCGGCCGGGAGGGCUGCAUGGGACAGGAUUGCCAACGCCCGCGCCGACCGGCUUCCGUACCUAGGUUCCGAAGGAGCUCGGACGCAAGCCGUCGCCUUUGCCAAGUUCAUGGAUCCGAACCAGGCCAGUGAGGCCUCCUUUGACCGCUUCCACGAGCUGCGUCUGCCGGUGCUGAUAGCGAAUGGGAGCCAUGAUUUGCUGCUACCGACGGAGAAUAGCAUCAUCAUGUGGAGAAACUUGCGGCAUGCGGAUGCGCAGCUGCAUCUUUAUCCGGACUCUGGUCACGGGUUCCUGUAUCAGUACGCCGACACCUUCUCGGCCCUCGUAAACGAGUUCCUGGACAGGCCGGCCGUUGGCGGCGACAGCGGCAGCAGACUCCGUCGUCAAAACGGUUACGUGAAGCAUGCGGAAGCAUCGAGACAUGCGCAGGUGACGAAGGUGGAGCCGUCAGAUGCAGGAAGCAGAGCCUCUGAGAGCAUGGCCGGCAAGGAAUGGCGAGGCAAGACAAGGCAUGGCACGGCAUGGCAGGACCAAGGCGUUUGGGGCCAGCCGCAUGAGCAGUGCUCCCUCGGAGGGCCAGAAGACGCUCGCAACCGGUCUUGCACCGGCGGCCCCGGCAGCGGGGCCCCAGCACCCAGCGGAGGAGGUGGCAACGAGUAG